AUGAACAAAAUCGAUGACUGGGGAUCUUUGGAGGCCGAGGGAAAAAUAUUCAUAAUGAUGAAGCCUCAACACGACGCUACCUUCUCAACGCAUGAACAAAAUCGAUGGCUGGGGAUCUUUGGAGGCCGAGGGAAAAAUAUUAAUAAUGAUGAAGCCUCAACACGACGCUACCUUCUCACGCUCACCAAAAUCGAUGGCUGGGGAUCUUUGGAGGCCGAGGGAAAAAUAUUCAUAAUGACGAAGCCUCAACACAACGCUACCUUCUCACGCAUGAACAAAAUCGAUGACUGA
Molecule: messenger RNA, 291 nt
Organism: Necator americanus (New World hookworm)
Lineage: Eukaryota; Metazoa; Nematoda; Chromadorea; Rhabditida; Ancylostomatidae
Exons: 1
Coding region: 1-291 (96 amino acids)
Source: RefSeq, a predicted model, not a curated record